GUCUGCCGUCGGCCGGUGCGUGCGUGCACCUCGUCGGUCCGCGUGUGUCUGGACGAGCUCCCCCUUCCUCUGCGGCCAUGACUCCGCCGCCUUCCCAGCCACCGCCCCCGGGCUCGAACCCCGCCUCAGACUCCGCCACCGACCCCCGCCCAGGACCUGGACCCCUAGUCGUACUGUUCGGAGCCACGGCCGGUGCGAUGGGGCCGGACCUGGGCUCCGACGAGACCGACUUAAUCCUCCUAGUCUGGCAAGUGGUGGAGCCGAGGAGCCGUCAGGUGGGGACGUUGCACAAGUCAUUGGUUCGCGCUGAGGCGGCCGCACUGAGUCCGCAGUGCCGCGAGGCGAGCGGCCUGAGCGCCGACAGCUUGGCGCGGGCCGAACCGCUGGACAAGGUGCUGCAGCAGUUCUCACAGCUGGUGAGCGGGGAUGUGGCUCUGCUGGGCGGGGGCCCCUACAUGCUAUGCACUGAUGGGCAGCAGCUGCUGCGACAGGUCCUGCACCCUGAGGCCUCCAGGAAGAACCUGGUGCUCCCCGACACCUUCUUCUCCUUCUACGACCUCCGCAGAGAAUUCCAUGUGCAGCACCCAAGUGCCUGCCCUGCCAGGGAGCUCACCGUGGCCACCAUGGCACAGGACCUGGGGCUGGAGACAGAUGCCACAGAGGAUGACUUUGGGGUCUGGGAAGUGAAGACAAUGGUAGCUGUCAUCCUACACCUGCUCGAAGGGCCCAGUGGUCAAUUGUUUUCGAAGGCAGAGGUGGUAAAGCAGAAAUAUGAGACAGGUCCUUGCAGCAAGGCCGAUGUGGUGGACAGUGAGACUGUAGUUCGGGCCCGUGGGCUGCCCUGGCAGUCAUCAGACCAGGACGUGGCUCGAUUCUUCAAGGGACUCAACAUUGCCAGGGGUGGUGUAGCACUCUGCCUCAACGCCCAGGGCCGCAGAAAUGGCGAGGCCCUCAUCCGGUUUGUGGACAGCGAGCAGCGGGACCUAGCGCUGCAGAGACACAAGCACCACAUGGGUGUCCGCUAUAUUGAGGUAUAUAAAGCAACAGGAGAAGAGUUUGUCAAGAUUGCAGGGGGCACAUCACUAGAGGUGGCUCGUUUCCUGUCACGGGAAGACCAAGUGAUUCUGCGGCUACGGGGACUGCCCUUCUCAGCUGGGCCGGCAGAUGUGCUAGGCUUUCUGGGGCCAGAGUGCCCGGUGACUGGGGGUGCUGAUGGGCUGCUCUUUGUGCGCCACCCUGACGGCCGGCCCACUGGUGAUGCCUUUGCCCUCUUUGCCUGUGAGGAGCUGGCACAGGCUGCGCUGCGCAGGCACAAGGGCAUACUGGGUAAGCGAUACAUUGAACUCUUCCGGAGCACUGCGGCCGAGGUGCAGCAGGUCCUCAACCGCUAUGCAUCCAGCCCACUCCUUCCUACACUCACUGCUCCACUGCUGCCCAUCCCCUUUCCACUGGCAGCUGGGACUGGGAGAGAUUGUGUACGCCUUCGAGGCCUGCCCUACACAGCCACCAUUGAAGACAUCCUUAGCUUUCUGGGGGAGGCAGCUGCUGACAUCCGGCCCCACGGUGUGCACAUGGUGCUCAAUCAGCAGGGCCGGCCGUCAGGUGAUGCUUUCAUCCAGAUGACAUCAGCAGAGCGGGCUUUAGCUGCUGCUCAGCGUUGCCAUAAGAAAGUGAUGAAGGAACGCUACGUGGAAGUGGUCCCCUGCUCCACAGAGGAGAUGAGCCGUGUGCUGAUGGGAGGCACCUUGGGCCGUAGUGGCUUGUCCCCUCCACCCUGCAAGCUGCCCUGCCUCUCACCACCCACCUACGCCACCUUCCAGGCCACCCCAACACUCAUUCCCACUGAGACGGCAGCUCUAUAUCCCUCUUCAGCACUGCUCCCGGCUGCUAGGGUGCCUGCUGCCCCCACCCCUGUUGCCUACUACCCAGGGCCAGCCACUCAACUCUACAUGAACUACACAGCUUACUACCCCAGCCCCCCAGUUUCCCCCACCACUGUGGGCUACCUCACCACACCCCCUGCUGCCCUGGCCUCUGCUUCCACCUCAGUGUUGUCCCAGCCAGGAGCCCUGGUCCGUAUGCAGGGUGUCCCAUAUACCACUGGUAUGAAGGAUCUGCUCAGCAUCUUCCAGGCCUAUCAGUUAGCCCCUGAUGACUACACCAGUUUGAUGCCUGUUGGUGACCCACCUCGCACUGUGCUACAGGCCCCCAAAGAGUGGGUGUGUUUGUAGGUGAGGGAGCCAGGAGGCCAGUUGUCCUGAAUUCAGCAGACACCGUGGAAUGUCCUUUGCACCCAUUAGAGGGUACAGAACUGAAGCUUCGGAAGGAAUUUGGAACUCUACUCACUCCUCCGUAAAAUAAACAAAGGUUCUAACCAAGUGGACUUUUUAAAAGCCAAAGUCUCCUUAGCUUUGGACCCCAGAGUGAGGGGCUCCACACCUGCCCCAGGCAGAGGAAAACUCAGGCAGAUUUCAAGGACACCGUUGACCGAUCACCAUUUAUUAUUUCAGCACUGUAACUGAGGAACCUGAAUUGCUGGCUCUUCUCUGUUAUUUGUGUAAGGAGCACUAUAUUCCUACAAAAGGUUUUAAAAUACAAAAUAUGUAAGAAAACAAUCCCAAGUGCUGUAAACACAACUGAGAUCCAGUUCCUUAACUGAACAUUGCCCAUUUUAUAAAAUAUAAGGUUUCAACUUUAGCUCACCUGAGCUUUAAAGAUGACCAUCUAUUCAGAGUAUUAAAAACAGGGCUUCAUAGGCAGACCCAACAGAGCUCUAGUGAUAGUGGUUAGCCCUGGGCAGGGUAGGUUGCCCUUCAGACAGCAACACCACAUGUGCACCUGAAGACAAGGCCUCUGUUCCCUUUCAAGCUGUUUUCAGCCAUGUUUCUGUGUGUAUCUCUAGUAAGCAGAAGACUGCUUAACCCAUGGCUCAAUUCAAGAUCUAGCACAGGCUGGAAGGGGUAGGAGUGAGUGCUAGGACAUGCCCAGUUGCUACGUUGCUACUGAAGUCAACUUGCAUAGUUCAGUGGAUGUGUGCUUUAACACCACUUAUGUUGCACAAAGGAUUAAAGUCUUUACCUCCAAAGCCAAAAAAUAUUGACUCGUAAGCCAAAGAUUUUACAAAAUGAUACAAGACUGCUCAUAUAGUAUAUAAAGCUCUUUUAAAAUUUAACUUUUAUUUUAAAUAGGAAAGCAUUUCUAGUGCUACAGGCAUCAAGGUAUUUAAAAGGCAUCAAAAUUUGGUGCAUAGCAACUCUGGAUCAUAGAGGCUUUUAUUCUUGAGGGCAGCAGAGCAACCCCCAAAGGGUCUUGUAAGGGGAACUCUUACAAGAACCUCCUGUGAGGCAGCUACCCCAGGGGCAAGAGGGAGGAGGCAAGUCUGACCAGCUGUCUGAAACUUCGAGUCAGGGGCCGCCUCCCACAACCCCUCCAAACCAAAGGAAGCUGUGGGCUUCCAACUACAGGCCCUGAAGCAAAUCUCACUAUCCACACUCUGACAUAAAACUUACUUUAAAAAGAAAAUCUAAAAACACCCAACUCCAGGAGGGACCAGAGUGAUUUGCUGAAGGACAGACAUUUUUU
Molecule: messenger RNA, 3582 nt
Organism: Panthera uncia (snow leopard)
Lineage: Eukaryota; Metazoa; Chordata; Mammalia; Carnivora; Felidae
Gene: ESRP2
Product: epithelial splicing regulatory protein 2
Exons: 16
Coding region: 78-2231 (717 amino acids)
Cellular component (GO): ribonucleoprotein complex
Molecular function (GO): RNA binding
Source: RefSeq, a predicted model, not a curated record